Molecule: messenger RNA, 2319 nt
Organism: Closterium sp. NIES-65
Lineage: Eukaryota; Viridiplantae; Streptophyta; Zygnematophyceae; Desmidiales; Closteriaceae
Source: the annotation of a GenBank genome assembly
AUGCGGGACCCGCGGGGCGCCGUCAAAGCCGCCCCUGGACCCGGUACGCCUUGUGCUGCCCGUGCCUGUUGCUGCCCGUGCCUGUGCUGCGCGUGCCUGUGCUGCCCGUGCCUGUUGCUGCCCGUGCCUGUGCUGCCCGUGCCUGUGCUGCCCGUGCCUGUGCUGCCCGUGCCUGUGCUGCCCGUGCCUGUUGCUGCCCGUGCCUGUGCUGCCCGUGCCUGUGCUGCCCGUGCCUGUGCUGCCCGUGCCUGUUGCUGCCCGUGCCUGUUGCUGCCCGUGCCUGUGCUGCCCGUGCCUGUGCUGCCCGUGCCUGUGCUGCCCGUGCCUGUGCUGCCCGUGCCUGCUGCCUGUGCCUGUUGCUGCCCGCGCCUAUUGCUGCCCGUGCCUGUGCUGCCCGUGCCUGUGCUGCCCGUGCCUGUGCUGCCCGUGCCUGUGCUGCCCGUGCCUGUGCUGCCCGUGCCUGUUGCUGCCCGUGCCUGUGCUGCCCGUGCCUGUGCUGCCCGUGCCUGUGCUGCCCGUGCCCGUGCUGCCCGUGCCUGUGCUGCCCGUGCCUGUUGCUGCCCGUGCCUGUGCUGUCCGUGCCUGUGCUGCCCGUGCCUGUGCUGCCUGUGCCUGUUGCUGCCCGUGCCUGUGCUGCUCGUGCCUGUGCUGCCCGUGCCUGUGCUGCCCGUGCCUGUGCUGCCCGUGCCUGUUGCUGCCCGUGCCUGUGCUGCCCGUGCCUGUGCUGCCCGUGCCUGUGCUGCCCGUGCCUGUUGCUGCCCGUGCCUGUGCUGCCCGUGUCUCUGCUGCCCGUGCCUGUGCUGCCCGUGCCUGUGCUGCCUGUGCCUGUUGCUGCCCGUGCCUGUGCUGCCCGUGCCUGUGCUGCCCGUGCCUGUUGCUGCCCGUGCCUGUGCUGCCCGUGCCUGUUGCUGCCCGUGCCUGUGCUGCCCGUGCCUGUGCUGCCCGUGCCUGUGCUGCCCGUGCCCGUGCUGCCCGUGCCUGUUGCUGCCCGUGCCUGUGCUGCCCGUGCCUGUGCUGCCCGUGCCUGUGCUGUCCGUGCCUGUGCUGCCCGUGCCUGUGCUGCCUGUGCCUGUUGCUGCCCGUGCCUGUGCUGCCCGUGCCUGUGCUGCCCGUGCCUGUGCUGCCCUCUCUCUUGCGGCUCUAGAGUGGAUAACCACCAUCCUACCCAUGGCUGAGGCUGAAGAUGUCGAACGCCUCCGCCGUGCAACUGAGCACCGGGAGAAGCGUAGCCGGCGUCGCGAGGCUCGCGUGGCGGAAUGGGUGGAGGAGAUCCGCGCGAUGUUCGACGACGAGUUUGAAGAUACCUUCCGUAUUACCCGCGAAGUCCUAGACCUCAUUGCCGAGCGAAUGGCCUACCCCAUGUCGCGUUUCGUGGAAGUGAAUGAGGUUCCCUUGUCACUGUGCUGUCUUAUACCCAUCAAGUAUUUUGCUAGCGCCAUGACGUUCCGCGAUUUGGGCCUCUUGUUUGGAUUGCCGCCAGGACUCAUCCACCGUAUCGUCGAUGCCUUCUUGGUAUGGUUUCCCUGCAAGUUCAAGCGUGACUGGGUGCAGUUUCCUACGGAGGAUGUGAGGGAGGAGAUGGCGCGCGACUUCCGUGCUAUCAAGGGAGUUCCCAACGUGAUUGGGGCGAUUGACGGGACCCACAUCGAGCUACGUGGCAUGGAGGCUCACCGUGGUGACUACUACAACCGGAAGCAGGUUUACAGUGUCCAACUUCAAGUGACAUGCGACUCAAAGGGGUUCAUCUGGGAUUACAACGUGGGCAAUCCUGGUUCAAUGCAUGAUCAAGGUGUUUUCUCAACAUCUGAUUUGCAUGGCAGGCUAGAGAGUGGGGAAAUCGCCCCCUAUCAGCUAGUAGGAGAUGCGGCAUACCCGCUGAAGCCUUACAUGCUCACCCCCCUUCACGCCCCACGCCGUCGCCUGAUGAAGAAAUGGGAGCAGACAUACAACUACGUGCAGUCUGCUACCCGCAUGGUCGUCGAGCCCACCAUCGGCGCGUUGAAGGGACGCUGGCGGCUCUUCGCGCGUAGGAACGAGAGCAAACUAUGGCGUGUAUGCGCUGGGACGGCCUGCAUCAUCAUCCUGCACAACAUGUUGCAGGUCGUUAGCACGCCGCGCAUGAAAACGCACAGUCAGCGCCGCUUUAUCUGGGCCGGGCUCCCUAACGGCUGGUGGACAAGAAGCGGCAUGGACAAGUACGAGUGGCAGAGCCUUGACAACCCUUCGUUGGCCGAUCUACGCGCGCGCAGGCAUCACUUCGGCAAACACAUCCAUCGCGCUUACCUCAGGCGUCACCGUGUGCGGACGUCGGCGCGCUAA